CAUCUCUUUACCGGCGGCUUUUCAGAGCGUUUAGUGUGGUGGAGGGAUUUUUGUGGGUCAGUGGAGACGACAGGGAAUUGUAGACAGAACAGCAUUUUUAAAUGUAUCUGUCCCUGUUUUGUACUAACAAUUGUGAAAAGCUUGUCUCGCUGCUUUAGUUGCACUUGGCCUAGUUGAAAAUGAAUUCGAAGCGACUGCUGGAGAAGAGUGUUGCUGCUGUGAGAGUAGGCAGCGCCGGUAACUCGCAUGCUGCAGCAAACUAUUGCACUGAGCUCACUGAGGCUCUCUCAACUAACUCAUACGGAGUCAUAACAGCCAAAAAGAAAGCUGCAUUAACGGUCGACGGGUUUGACACCGAAAUGUUGGAUAAGGGCUUGUUGCAAGAACAGAGCAACAAAAUCUCUUUUAAUGGAAACCAUUUCGGUUCAGGACGAGAGAAGCAUUACACGAAGAAAAAAAUUGCCUGUGCGAGCGAUGAGGAAGAGAGGGAGUUGGGCCCUGGUGGAGUCUUGAAGCGAGGCAGCCCUACUCAUCGCCCAAUCAAGAAUGGACAAAGGCUGGAGGACCAUAUACCAGUGGAGUCCAUAAUUCUGUUAAGAAGCAUGCAUGUUGCAGACUCAUCUUCAGACGAUAUCUAUGCAUCAUCCCACAUCCCCGUGCCUCGCAACAGGAGACCCUCAGGACAUGCUGAUAAGGAGGUGAUGGCAGCUACUGUCCUGACGACAUUGUCUACGAGUCCUCUUGUGCUCAACCCUUCCUCAGGUGCGGUAUCAGACACCACUCUUUCCACCCCCUGCUGGAUGUCUCUGUCAGCCAGCUAUAGCAGCUCCACCAGUGGCAACUGGAGCUGGGAUGCCAGUGACCAGUCAGUGCCCUCCACACCAUCCCCACCCCUCUCCAAUGAUGUCAACAGAAUCUUCCUGCUGUCCUCUCAGGGGGAAGAAAAUACUGAGGAGACAGACAGCACACACUUCCUGUUUGAAGACCCUAUUCCACGAAAAAGGAAGAACUCAAUGAAGGUGAUGUUCAAAUGUUUGUGGAAGAACUGUGAAAAGGUCCUUAGCACAUCCUCAGGGAUUCAGCGCCACAUCCGCACCAUACACCUGGGGCGAAAUGGUGAUUCUGACUACAGUGAUGGUGAGGAGGAUUUCUACUAUUCUGAGAUUGAGGUGAACAUGGACACUCUGUCUGAAGGGCUUUCAAACCUCACACCCACUUCUCCCACCACCACCGGCCCACCCCCUGUCUUCCCACUUGCUGCUGAUACGCGAUCCGAAACUGCCCGUUUGAACCACAGCAUACUCAGCCAGUCAGCGCCAUCUACGCUCUGCCAUAUUCGCACUGACCACGCCUACCAGGCCACUGCUCCUGUGAACAUUCCUACUGUGUCCUCUGAGCCAGUGCACAGCCACAGUGCCAUCAGUGUCUCCUGGCAGUCACCACCAAUCAUCUUUAAAAGCCCACCGGGUGCUGUGACCCAUGUUCGUGCUCUGAGCACUGGGGAGAAAAGACAACCCACAAUACAGACGACCAUCAGCAAAACACACCUUACCAACAUAUCUACAGCCAAACCCACCACUGGAACCAGAAAACCUCGGGGUGAAGCAAAGAAGUGUCGCAAGGUAUAUGGGAUGGAGAAGAAGGACUUGUGGUGCACAGCAUGUCGCUGGAAGAAAGCCUGCCAGCGUUUCAAUGACUGAUCUUACUAUUUCUGGUUCUACCAAAUGGGAUGUUCUGUCACCAGUGUUUCACUGACUGAUUCCCCGUUACUAGAGCCCCAUAAUGGACUUCACUGAGGGCUUCCUUAAGUCACGCUUGGAGAGGUUAGGGGCUUUUCUGGCAAGUAAGAUGUUCUGUGUUCUCCACACCCUAGGCAACAGUGAAACACAUUUCACUCUAAUGAAACAUGGAGAAAACACAACAACAAAAAAGAAAAGAAAAAGGUUUUAAAAAUACAAAAUGUAUUGGCUUUUGCAGCACUACUUUUCAGCAAGAUGUUUUUGCUUUUUAAUCUUGAUGAAUAUAAAGCUGAUUUAGCUUACAACAUUGCCAUAUGUUGCAUGUGUUCAUUGGAAAGCAACAUUUGAAGAUUUCCUAUCAGUGUGGUGAACUUUAUACAUUCUUUUCUGGUCAAACAGCUUAAGCUAUUUUAUGAAACUGAGCAGUUUCUUGACUUUUAAAAGUACAUUAAAUCAGCAAAAGGUUUAUUUGGACUGACCAUUCUGUGUCACUUUAUUUUCUUUACCUGAACUUGUAACCAAAAGUAGAAAAUUAGAGCGGGGGGGACGG
Messenger RNA from Trichomycterus rosablanca, 2289 nucleotides. RefSeq names its product SLC2A4 regulator (gene slc2a4rg). The record is from RefSeq and is a predicted model, not a curated record. Gene Ontology annotation, cellular component: nucleus. Gene Ontology annotation, biological process: regulation of transcription by RNA polymerase II. NCBI's taxonomy places the organism in Eukaryota, Metazoa, Chordata, Actinopteri, Siluriformes, Trichomycteridae. The transcript is spliced from 9 exons. Gene Ontology annotation, molecular function: RNA polymerase II cis-regulatory region sequence-specific DNA binding; DNA-binding transcription factor activity. The coding region runs from base 180 to 1700 and encodes 506 amino acids.